Messenger RNA from Gloeophyllum trabeum ATCC 11539, 609 nucleotides. Its product is annotated as E set domain-containing protein. Gene Ontology annotation, biological process: Rho protein signal transduction. The coding region runs from base 1 to 609 and encodes 202 amino acids. Lineage: Eukaryota; Fungi; Basidiomycota; Agaricomycetes; Gloeophyllales; Gloeophyllaceae. Gene Ontology annotation, molecular function: Rho GDP-dissociation inhibitor activity; protein binding. Gene Ontology annotation, cellular component: cytosol; cytoplasm; membrane. The record is from RefSeq and is a predicted model, not a curated record. The transcript has 8 exons.
AUGUCUGCCCAAGACGAUCAUGAAGAUCUCGCUCCCUCCUCAACACCAGGCUACAAGCCUGCGGGACCCGCCAAAUCAACCGACGAGUAUGCGAAAAUGGAUGCCGAGGAUGAGAGCUUAGCGCGAUGGAAAGCUAGUCUCGGUAUCGUCCCAGGGGCAACCGGAGGUAAUGCGUCUGGACCUAAAGUAACCGUGCUCACCUUGGAGCUGGUUUCUCCGUCUAUGCCUCCCGGCAAGAGGCUGCACCUCAACCUCCAGGACCAGGCACAAUUGCAAGAAUUCAAGAAGAAUCCCGUCACAAUCAAGGAAGGCGUGGAAUACAAUGUCCGGAUAACUUUCAAAGUUAACCACUCCAUCAUCUCUGGUGUGCGCUACAUACAAGUUGUGAAGCGGGCUGGCGUGAGAGUGGACAAGAUGGAACAGAUGUUGGGCUCGUACGGUCCCCAUCCUAAGGGUGAGCCGUACACCAAGAACUUCGACACUGAGGAAUCGCCCUCUGGUAUGAUCGCUCGCUCCGGCACAUACAACGUGCGUAGCCGGGUUGUUGACGACGAUGGUGAAGUAUACGCAGAUUGGGAGUGGUGCUUCAAGCUAGGGAAGGAGUGGUGA